AUGUAUCGUACACUCACAAGGACAGCCAUAGUAGGCCUCUUAGGCUCAGCAGCGGCCUUGAAUAAUGGCGUGGCCAUAACGCCCCAGAUGGGCUGGAACAGCUGGAACACAUUCGCAUGCGAUAUAGAUCAGGAUGUUAUUCUCCAGUCUGCCCAGAAACUAGUCGAUCUCGGCCUCAGGGAUCUCGGAUACAAUUACGUCGGCAUAGAUGACUGCUGGCAAGCCGACGCUAGAGAUCCCGACACAAACAAGCUUAGUUACAACAUGGACAAAUUCCCAGACGGAAUCAAGAGCGUAGCUGACCAAAUCCACGCGCAAGAGAUGAAAGUUGGGAUCUAUUCUUCCGCGGGGACGCAGACUUGUGGUCAGAAUCCAGCAUCGCUCGGAUAUGAGACGGAAGACGCGACGAGCUACGCGGAUUGGGGGAUAGAUCUGCUGAAGUACGACAAUUGCUUCAACCAGGGACAAGCAGGCAAUCAGAAACUGAGCUACGAUAGAUACAACGCCAUGUCACAGGCACUCAAUGCCACUGGUCGUCCCAUUGUCUACGCAAUGUGCAACUGGGGAGAAGAUUCCCCUUGGAAAUUCGCACCGACAAUUGCAAAUUCCUGGAGAACUACAGGUGAUAUCACUGACAAAUUCACGGGGGAAGACGCGCGCUGUCCUUGCAAGGGUGAUGAAGGUCUCGAUUGCCCAUUGGCAGGGUACCACUGCUCUGUUACAAAUAUCCUCGAGAAAUCAGCAUCAUUGGGACAGAAAGCUCAUACUGGCGCUUGGAAUGACCUCGAUAGUCUGGAAGUAGGUGUUGGAAACCUUACAGUUACACAAUCCAAAUCACACUUCACCAUGUGGGCAUUCAUGAAGUCGCCUCUAAUGAUUGGCGCUAAUCUGGACACCAUCGAUGAUGAAAGCCUGGAAAUUCUAAGAAACAAGGCCGUGAUCGAUGUGAAUCAAGAUAAAUUCGGCAGCACCGCACGCAGAGUGUGGAAGCGUCAAGUUGGUGAUGGCGACCUGCAGCUUUGGUUGGCGGCGUUGUCAGGCGAUGUGUAUGCUAUUGCUGUGCUCAACACUUCCUCUCAACAACAGUCUACUGCUGUGCGCUUCGAUGAGGUGUUCAGAGGUAUCGACUAUGAGGACAGUGACAGGCAAGGUACAUACAACCUCAUCGACAUGUGGCAAAAAGACGGAGAUGCCUGGGGCUUAGGUGUAGGCAAUGCGACCGGCACUUUAGAAGAUGUCCAAGUUGAGCCAUUCGGUGUUAUGGCCUAUAGAUUGACAAAGAGCGCAUGA
Molecule: messenger RNA, 1290 nt
Organism: Wallemia ichthyophaga EXF-994
Lineage: Eukaryota; Fungi; Basidiomycota; Wallemiomycetes; Wallemiales; Wallemiaceae
Product: Alpha-galactosidase
Exons: 2
Coding region: 1-1290 (429 amino acids)
Biological process (GO): carbohydrate metabolic process
Molecular function (GO): alpha-galactosidase activity
Source: RefSeq, a predicted model, not a curated record